AUGCCCGAAGAAACUCCAGAGGGCUACAAGGACCCUCUCCUCGGCCGGCCGUUCCUCGACGGGAAGCGGUUCCAGUUCAACCCGAACGGGACGUUCGAGGUGAUGGAGCCGAGUCGGGAGGAGGAGGAGCCCAGGGACGAGGGGCCCAGGGAAGAGGAUCUCAGGGAAGAGGGGCCCAGGGAAGAGGACCUCAGGGAAGAGGGGCCCAGGGAAGAGGACCUCAGGGAAGAGGGGCCCAGGGAAGAGGACCUCAGGGAAGAGGGGCCCAGGGAAGAGGACCUCAGGGAAGAGGGGCCAAGGGAAGAGGGGCCCAGGGAAGAGGGGGCGACGGCUGGGCUCGAGGACACCGCCGCCACGGAGGGCCGUCGAGGAGGCCCGACGCCAAAAGUCCUUCUGCGCUGA
This is a messenger RNA of Penaeus chinensis, 402 nucleotides long. Its product is annotated as pollen-specific leucine-rich repeat extensin-like protein 1. Lineage: Eukaryota; Metazoa; Arthropoda; Malacostraca; Decapoda; Penaeidae. The transcript has a single exon. Bases 1 to 402 code for a protein of 133 amino acids. The record is from RefSeq and is a predicted model, not a curated record.